This is a messenger RNA of Lentinula edodes (shiitake mushroom), 562 nucleotides long. RefSeq lists its product as uncharacterized. NCBI's taxonomy places the organism in Eukaryota, Fungi, Basidiomycota, Agaricomycetes, Agaricales, Omphalotaceae. Bases 112 to 441 code for a protein of 109 amino acids. Gene Ontology annotation, molecular function: protein binding. The record is from RefSeq and is a predicted model, not a curated record. The transcript is spliced from 3 exons.
CAGUGAUAAACUCAUCCAAUAAUCCAUAUCCUCCUCAUCAUCCAGGUCACCGUCCGAAGAUGAUUGUAUAUCCCCUGCUGGAAUCGCGCUGAAGUCCCUACAAUCUUACAUAUGUCUCCAGCAAAGCUACUGAACUUUCCUGAAGAUAUUCUUAUCUACAUUUUCACUUUUCUUAAUUUACGUGACAUCUUAUACAUUCGACAAACCUGCAGGCGCUUGAACGACACAGCCAACUUGAAAAUCGUCUGGCUUCAUACUUGGGAAACUCACAUAUUACACAAAUGGUACCCUUUCCCUGCGAUUAGCUCGGAAUUAAUUGAAAAGAACAGUCGAGAAAUAUGCAAGAGUGACAAGGGUCGCACGAGCAUACAAAACAUGUCGCGCGCAGAGCUCGAACAGCGCACACGACACGCCUAUCGAUUGGUCUUUGAACUUAGCUAGAUACAGUUGUAGAUUGUGUGAGCCGCGGGCUCGAAGGAAUAUAUAUAUACAUGCUACUAUGUGCAGUGAGCGAUGAGACUAGAGGGAUUGGGGAAGAGGGCCGAAGGUCCUCAGGUCCCAA